AUGACCGACUCAGUGGUUGGCAAAAUAGCGUCUAUUUCGCUGAAAGAUUUUGUCACGUACGACUCGGUUGUUCUGUAUCCGGACGACUAUCUGAAUAUAAUUCUCGGACCAAAUGGAACAGGCAAAUCAGCUAUCGUUGCCGGUAUCGUGCUCGGAAUGGGUGGUAACUGCAAGCUGCUUUCCCGAUGCGACAAUAUCGACAGCUACAUAAAAAAUGGGAAGGAAAGUGCCACAAUACGGAUCUCGAUUUAUUGCAACGGAGAGCGUGGAGUCCAGUGGUUCAGCCGUUCGUUCAAUCACGACCGUGUGAAUACGUUUAAAAUCGACGAUAACGUGGUUUCCCAUCAGGCGUACCUGCAGAAGAUCCGUGCCUUCAACAUCCAGGUGGACAAUCUGUGCCAAUUCUUACCGCAGGACCGUGUGCAGGACUUUACCAAGAUGAAUCCACGCGAGCUACUGAUAAACACCCAAUCCUCCGUCUGUGCGACGGAGGUGCAGGAAUGGUUUAAGGAGCUGAAGGAAAAGCGUGCGCUGCAGCAGAAAUGUGAUGCCCAGGUUUUGUUGGGAACUGACCGCGUCCGGGAGAUGGAAGCUCGUUUGGCGGAUCUAGAGCAACAGCUGGAAACGUUGCAUGCACGGGAAGAGUUCCAGCAGCAAAUAGACAUCUGCCUGGCUAGGAAGAUAUGGUUGGAGUACGAGGAACUGUACUUGCAGUACACGGCCAUACUGAAGGAUUUAACGAUAGCUAAAAAAAUGCACGACGACAAGGAACUCGAGUACAACAAGUGCAAAGCGGACAUGGAAACAAUAAUGGCUCGCAAGCAGCAGCUCGAAAAUUCAAAAGCAGCUCAAGUGUCGAUCGCCCAGCGCUGCACAUCCGAUAUAAGACGUCUGGAAGAAAAAAUGGAACGGCUAGAAGACAGCACCGCUAAGCAAAAGCGCGACCUGACGGACGCACUGGCAAAGGCACAGGAGCAAAAGUCCGAGCUGGAGGAAGCGAAGGUCGUGCUAGCUGCCUUUGUGCAAGAUUGUGCCGAUGCAUUGGCGGCAGUUGGUUCGGAAGAAGAAGUGCGGCAAAAGAUUUCCGAUCUCUUUGGGCAGGAGAGCAAAAUCCGCGAGGAGGACGAUUUGCUGAGGAAACGCCAUCAGAAGUUGAACCAGAAAAUUGAAACCGAUCUAAAGCCAGAAAUGAUAAACCUUGAGCGUAACAUCGCGACUAUCGAAGACGUGGCCAAUACAAAGUUGAAGAUCCUCCAAACACGCUUCGAAGGUACGUACCGGGCUGUGCUGUGGUUGCGCGAAAAUGAGCAUCUUUUCCAAGGGAAAAUUUAUGAACCGAUGGUGCUGGAGCUGAACGUACCGAACUUGACGAAUGUUCCGUUUCUAGAGAAUACGAUCGGUGUGCGCGAUUUGAUUGCUUUUACGUGCGAAAACACGGAAGAUAUGAAUCUGUUCCUAAGGAAAACGCGGGAAGAAAUGAGAAUCGAGGGUGUCAAUGCGAUCCAGAGUGAUCCGGCUGAUCGGCUGCAUUAUAAGCCCCGGUAUCCGAUCGAUAGUUUGAAGCAGUUUGGCUUUCAUACCUAUUUGAUCGACAUGCUGGAGGCACCGUUUCCGGUUUUGAAUGGGCUGUGUAAGCUUUACGGGUUGCAAAAUAUACCCGUCGGAGGGGCUGACUCGGCAAAGCACGUUUCUUCGCUGCCGGAUGAGAUUGCGGUGUUUUUUACACCGUCUCAUCGCUUCCAGGUCUCGAAAUCACGCUACACUGGUGAAAAAUCAACCCGUAGCGAUGCGUUGACGGCGAAACAAUUGCUAAACCGAUCGACGGACCAUGCACUGCUCGCUCAGAAGCGUCAACAGUUGCUGUGCUUGGUACGGGAGUGUGACAAGAUCCGCAACGCUCGUGGACAAAUCGAAAGUAACAGCAAGAAGUUGCAGGAACGCUGUACGAAGAUUCAGCAGGAGAAGCGAGAACUUCAGGAACAUCUUCAAAAAUCUAAGCAAGCGAAAGUGAAAGUGAUGCGACAAGAGCAAAGAUGUACCGUACUGACCGCUCGACAGAUAAACGUCGAUGAAGAGCGUUCCAAGUAUGAAAGAUCUUGUAGUGCCAUCAUCAAACAGCUGCUGGAAGAACUUGGGCGCAGGAUCGAAGCGUUAGAACGGUACGCUGCAGCGGUCCGGGAGCAUGAGCUGCUGGAACAUCGCAUUCGGAUCUUUGAGCAGUGUAACAACGAUCGGGAGGCAAACUUCCGCGUGCUUGAGGAUGCGUACCAGUCAGCUCAGAAAACGUUGGCAAACGUUAAAAAAAAGCUAGCCGAUGUUAAGGAGAAAACCUCGAAGAAAAACAACUCUGCGCGUGCACUGACACAAAACAAAACACCAGAUAAGCCGGAUUUCCCGUACAAGCAAGAAUUUGCCCAACUUCCAUCCACGAUUGAGUCACUCGAUAAGCAUCUGGAAGAAUUGCGCGUACGGUUCGAGUGUUUGCCGCAAGGCAAUCAGCAGGCGGUUGCCGAGCACGAACAGAUGCAGCAACUAUUAGUGCAGCUACGGUCCGGUGUUGCCAAUACGGAGCAGGAAAAGGCCUCGCUGGAGCAGGAUAUGGCCGAACUACACGAACGCUGGUACCCGGAGAUACAGCGCGUGGUGCUAAAUAUUAAUAAGAAGUUUUCACACUUUAUGGGCUCGAUGGGAUUUGCCGGUGAGAUUGAGCUGAUACGACAGGUUGAGCGUGAUUACGAUGAGUAUGGCAUCCGGAUCCACGUGAAGUAUCGCAACGAGGAAAAGCUGAGCGCUCUCGAUCGGAAGCUUCAGUCGGGCGGUGAACGAGCAGUCGCCAUUGCGAUCUACACACUUUCGCUGCAACACAUGACACAGGUACCGUUCCGAUGUGUGGACGAAAUCAACCAGGGUAUGGAUCCGACGAACGAACGGAAGGUUUUCAACAUGCUGGUGGAUGAAACGUGCCGCGAAGGACAAUCGCAGUACUUCUUUGUGACUCCGAAGUUGUUGCCACGGCUCAAGUAUAACGACAAGAUGACCGUGCUGAUUGUGCACAACGGGAAGUACAUCGAGAAUCCGGACGUAUUCUUAGCGAACGGAGCGGAUGGACGGGCAUGA
Anopheles maculipalpis is the source of this 3117-nucleotide messenger RNA. RefSeq names its product structural maintenance of chromosomes protein 5 (gene SMC5). Gene Ontology annotation, molecular function: ATP binding; ATP hydrolysis activity. Lineage: Eukaryota; Metazoa; Arthropoda; Insecta; Diptera; Culicidae. The transcript is spliced from 5 exons. The record is from RefSeq and is a predicted model, not a curated record. Bases 1 to 3117 code for a protein of 1038 amino acids. Gene Ontology annotation, cellular component: Smc5-Smc6 complex. Gene Ontology annotation, biological process: double-strand break repair via homologous recombination.